This is a messenger RNA of Corylus avellana, 2927 nucleotides long. Its product is annotated as ubinuclein-1. NCBI's taxonomy places the organism in Eukaryota, Viridiplantae, Streptophyta, Magnoliopsida, Fagales, Betulaceae. Gene Ontology annotation, biological process: chromatin organization. Gene Ontology annotation, cellular component: nucleus. The record is from RefSeq and is a predicted model, not a curated record.
UAUUAAGAAUUUGGCCGAAGCAUAGGCGUGUUCUAAUGGAGCAUCUUCCCCAAGCCACAAAUCAGGUUUGUUUUCAGAGUUGAAACAAACAAGCCAAAUUCGGAUCCGCCCCAUAGAUAGUACCCGUCCCAUAGCCUAAUCGCCUACUCAACCAUUCACUUUCUCGGGAAAGAAAGAGCGAGAAAAUUUUUGCAGUUAAAAAAUCGUUUAUUUUAUUUUAUUUUAUUUUAAUUUUUUUUUUCUUCUAUGGGUAACUAAGUCAAAAUCCCUCUAGUAAACAUUUUUGUGUCCCGCGCAAUCUCUCUCUCUCAAAACCAAUUCCCUUCCGUUCCCCUAGGGCUCACAAAGUUGCCCUACAUGUCCUCUCGAGUCCCAAUUCUGGAAACUUUGAUCCGGACGCCCUAGAAUUUGCGACAUGCUGAUGGAGGAAGAGAAGGCUGUUGGUGUUGGCGGUGGUGAAUCGUCCAGGGCUUCUUCGUCGUUCGUCAAGGCCGGCGACCGGCAGAUGUUCACGGUGGAGCUCCGACCCGGCGAGACCACCAUAGUCUCGUGGAAGAAGCUCCUGAAGGACGCUAACAAGGUCAAUGGAUCCGCCUCCACCUCCGUCCCGGACCCGCCUGCCGACGUCCGCCCGGUCCUCGAGUCUCGUCUCGCUCCGGGACAACCAACUGAAGAUGAAGUGAAUGAUGCACCUGCUCCUCAUCGAUUUAGUGCUGUCAUCGAGAAGAUCGAACGCCUCUACAUGGGUAAGGAUAGUAGUGAUGAGGAAGAUCUACAUGAUUUUCCUGAUGAUGAUCAGUAUGAUACAGAAGACUCUUUCAUAGAUGAUGCUGAGCUGGAUGAAUAUUUUGAAGUUGAUAACUCAGCCGUAAAACAUGAUGGGUUUUUUGUUAAUAGGGGAAAGUUGGAACGCAUAAACAAGCCUACUGUAUUACCUAACCAGCAACCAAAGAAAAGGCGCAGAAAAGAUUUGGAAAAGGGUCAUGGUCGAAAUGAUGAUUGUCAUGCAUCAACGAAACAUGUAAAGAAGGAUAAGAUGGCAGCUGGAAGGAUAGCAGCAACGCUUGUGAAGGACUCAUCUAGUCCUUCUCAAAAUUUGGAUGUAACAAGAGAAAAUUUGCAAGAUGUGAAAUUUCAGAAUCAAUUAAGCGCUCCUGGAAAUUCUUCCAAAAAGAAAUCUGCUGAUGCUAAAACAAUAUUUGAUCCUUCCCCAUCUUUAAAAGUUUCUAAUGGCGAUGCUUCUGUAUCUCUAGAAGUAAGGGACAUUGAUAUGCAGAAAACAGGAGCCAUUCAGUCUAAGAACCUUGGUGACAAAUUGAAAGAUGUGGGUGGGUCCUUUGAAAUUUCACAGCAGAAACACCUUGACAAAAGUGCUUAUGCACAAUCUAAAUCCCUACCUGGAAGACCCUUGAACAGUGUUGAUCAGUUGGAAUUGUCCAUUAGGCCAAAAGAAAAGAAUAGCAUCCGUGAACUGUCAGAAAACAAUUUCUCUGUGGAUAAGUCUGCCAUGCAAAUGACAAAAGCAACACACAUCAGAAAAGAUGGUUCUAGUGUUAGGCCAAGAAGCUCUCUUGAAAAGGCUAUUAGGGAGUUAGAGAAGAUGGUGGCGGAAUCAAGGCCACCAACUGUGGAAAGUCAAGAGGCAGAUACUUCAUCCCAGGCAGUUAAAAGGAGAUUACCAAGAGAAAUAAAGAUGAAGCUUGCUAAAGUUGCUAGACUAGCGCAGGCAAGCCAAGGGAGAAUAUCGAAGGAGUUACUUAGUCGGCUUAUGAGUAUUCUUGGUCAUCUAAUUCAGCUCAGAACCUUGAAGAGAAAUUUGAAAGUCAUGAUUAGUAUGGGUUUAUCAGCAAAACAGGAGAAAGAUAAUAGAUUUCAACAGAUAAAGAAGGAAGUAGUUGAGAUGAUCAAAAUUCAGGCGCCCUCUUUGGAGUUGAAGGCAUUUGGGCAGCAAGCUGGAGCAUCAGAUGAUUUUCAAGAAUUAUGUUCGGAAGAAAAAGGAGUUAAAAAAAAAUUUAGUAUGGAUGCUGCAUUGGAGGACAAGAUUUGUGAUCUUUAUGACCUUUUUGUUGAUGGGCUGGAUGAAGAAGCGGGUCCACCAGUUAGGAAGUUGUAUGGAGAGCUUGCGGAAUUGUGGCCCAAUGGUUUCAUGGACAACCAUGGGAUCAAACGAGCAAUUUGUAAGGCAAAGGAGAGGCGGAGGGCACUGUACAACAGACAUAAGGAACAGGAGAAAAUCACGAGGAAGAAGAUGUUGGCACCUAAAAUAGAGGAGACUGUUCGAGUUGAGGGUAAUUCAAUUGCUCAGCCGCAGUCUGGGCGCGAGCGCUUGUCUACUGAAACUGGCGGCCAUGGUUUAACCCCAGCAAACAGGCCAGUGUCUAAUAAUACAAGUGCAGCAGUCAGGAUGCAGAGUCCCUCAUCGAAUGGUCCUCUUAACUCGGACCGGAUAAAACAAGAGAAGUUAAAGGGAACUUCAAGCAAUUCCCUGGAUGAUGCUAGGGUUUCAGAUGGUGGAAUGCCAAAGAAGAAGGUAAAGAGGAAGCCAGAAGUGGAGUUGGAUGAAACUCAUUUCCGUCCAGAAAAGUUAGCUUCUCAACAGGGAGAGGAACGAUACAAGCCCCUCAAGCAGGCUGCUGGUCUUCCCCAUAAAUCAAACCUUCCGUCAACUGCUCCUCAAGUGUUGAACAGUCAAACUGACAUGAUAUAGCUCAAUUAGGAAGUUUACACCGUUUAAUCUUUUGCGUAACACAAGUAAUUGUUUUUCCUUUUUCUUUUUUUUUUUUUUUUUAAUUUUUAUGGGCGUUAUUCAUUCUGACCAACUGAUUGUUACCAUUUUUGUAAUUAUAUGUUCUUUAAUGGUGCCUUGUGGAUUAAAGAUUUAUCUUUAAUAGAGAUGGCAGCACAGCAAAGCUAUGAUUUCUUGUGCA